CCUCCCAUACCCUCCCUCCCUCCUAUACCCUCCCUCGUUCUGCUCCUUACUUCUCCCCUGUUCUAUACCCUAUACCUGUAUACAUACUGUACACAUUGCACACACUUUCCCUUCUUCUAUGCAUACUCACACCCACACCCACACACGCACACACAUGCAGAUAUGAACAUGAUGGCAGACUCAAAUGUGUCUACCAGAUAAGAUUCAUUCCAACACUCACUCAACAAUAAGAGAGAGGACUGAAGGAUAAACAAUUCAAUAGAAAUGUCAACCUAAAAGGCAUCUCAAUUCUGUCUGGUGCAGCUACACUAAGGUAAUCUCUGGCUAAAGAAAUCAAAGGCUUCUAUCUACUUACAGCACUAGAGGGACAUAAUAUUGUAUCCACUCAUUAAAUAUAAAACCUAAAAGUGUAAAUUACUGGCCUCCUGCAACUCCAAUCAAAAUCUUAAAUACCUAACAUUGUGCCCAAAAUUCCUUCUUAUGCAAAUUAUACACUUGAAAGAGGCACUGAAUGUUCGAAUAUUUAAAGUCUAACUAAUAUUAAUGAACUAGGAUACUUUACAAGGGUCCAUGUGACACACUGUACUGCCACCAUUCACAUCCAGCUCAAACUAUCUGAGGAAAAAGUAACUGUGACCUCGGCAAUGACGCACACCUCUCACAAAGCUACCGACAAACAUUUCCCAGGCGACGGAAUCUUGACGAACACUGACAGGGAAGGCUCGUGGGAGGACAAGAAUGAAGGGGACAAGACGUUGGGGCUUGACGCAUUCAAGAAGGUGCAGCAAGAUGUGAUUCACCAGAUAAUAAUGAGUGAAAAUGACAAUACUUUGGAGACUGAAAGUGUUAAAAAAAGACAGCCACAAGACAUGAUAAAGGAAACUGUUAUGACUUUAUGAGUUGAGGAAGAAUGAAGAGGACAAGACUUCGGGGUUUGACAUGUUCUGAAAAGCUGCAAGGUGACACCAGACAAUCAUUAUGAGUGAAAAUGACAACACUUUGGAGAAUGACAGUGUUGAAAGGCAGUUGCAAGACAUGACAAAGACAACUGUUAUGACUUUGGGAGUUGAGGAAGAGUGAAAAGGACAAGACUUUGGGGUUUGACACAUUUUGAGAAGUUGCAAAAUGUGCUUCACCAGACAAUUAUUAUGAGUGAAAAUGACAACACUUUGGGAAUGACAGUGUUCAAAAGGACAACUGCAAGACAUGAGAAGAAGACUGUUAUGACUUUUAUGAAUGAUUACCAUAAACAUGACUUUCGGGGGUGAUGUUUUGAGAGGACGAUGCAAGAUGUGAUGCAGAAGAUAAUUUUUAUGAAUGAAAAUGACAAUAGUGAGGGUUGGUAGCAUUCCGAGAUGAGAACGAUAAGAUGUUAUUCAGGAAAUUAUUAUGAGAGAAUGACAUAAAGAAUGAAUGAAGACACUGCCCUUGAACUGACUCCUCUGCUGGAAAAAAAAAAAACAUUAUUCAGAACAAAAGUGAUAUGAAUGAAAAUGAGGUGAUGAGUUGAUGACAGUGAAAAGACAAAAGAAUAAAAACAUGAUUCAGAACAAAAGUGAUAUGAAUGAAAAUGAGGUGAUGAGUUGAUGACAGUGAAAAGACAAAAGAAUAAAGACAUGAUUCAGAACAAAAGUGAUAUGAAUGAAAAUGAGGUGAUGAGUUGAUGACAGUGAAAUGACAAAAGAAUAAAGACAUGAUUCAGAACAAAAGUGAUAUGAAUGAAAAUGAGGUGAUGAAUUGACGAUAGUGAAAAGACAAAAGGAUAAAGACAUGAUUCAGAACAAAAGUGAUAUGAAUGAAAAUGAGGUGAUGAAUUGAUGACAGUGAAAAGACAAAAGAAUAGACAUGAUUCAGAACAAGUGAUGUGACUGAGACAAGUGAUAUAAAUGAAAAUGACAAGACUUCAGGGAUUGAUUGACAUGUACAAGUUAUCAUUGCAGACUGAGAAGAAAAGUAUCAUGAACAAAACUGACAAGCCUAAGGACUGAAUGAAAAGGACACAACCUCAGGACUCAACAGACAUGUAUAAGCUAACAUUGCAAGACAUGAUUGAAAAGAAGAGUAUCAUGAUUGAGAAUGGCAAGACUAAGGGCCGACAUGUUCGCUUCAGAGGACAGCUGUUAUCCAGAAGACAACCCCAGACCAAAUAUAGACGACUCUCCUCCUCACAUCAGCUUUGGGGAUCAAGGACAUCUUUUGUGCUCUGGGUCAGUGCUGAAGGCAAGACUUGGUACCUUUUAUGUCCUAUCUGUUUAUUCUUGUCCACUGCAUUUUUUUCCAUUCCUCUGAAGUUCGAUAUGCAACUGAACAAUCAUAAAAAUAAAGAAUAUAAAUCACUCUUAAGUCACCUAUGUCUUAUCUUAACACCUCGGUUAAAUGUCCGAGAUGUUUAUUUUCCUGAUAUAAGCAUUGUGUCACAGAAACUGGUGGACAUCCCCAAACUCUCAACACACUGAGGAAGAUUAAAAACAUGACCUGCAGAAGGAAACACACAUUGAGAGGGAAGAAAAGACCCCGAACUCUCGACACACAAAUGGAGGUUAAAAACAUGACCCACGGAAGGACACACACACCGAGAGGGAAGAAACACAGAACAGUCGACAGUACAAAGACCAAAGGUAUUUAUGUGGAUAUUAACAGGUGUAAGAUUUUCACUGGCAGAGAUUGAACAACUCCUCCUGGCACUCCAUAUGCAGAUAGUACUUGUGUACCUGAGCAGGAGGACAAAUAAAGGUGUGGUUACUAUUCAAGAAGGUUACUCAACAUUACAACCAUCUGGGAGAACUUGGUAUCAAUGGUAUCCAGUAUGAAAAAGCUACGGCAAAGUUCUAUUUCAUCUUUUUUUGUCUUUUUUUGACUAGUCUUUUUCCUGCAAACUGUAACAAGGAGAUCAAGAAGCAUGAGAUCAGCUGAGGGCACUUAAUCCAAGCUGCAAUGAACGUUGAAAAAGAUGUACAAACAGACGCUGAGGAAGGAGGAACAACUGUAUCUCCCGACGAGUGGUUACGAGACGCUUGCUAUGGACAAAAGUCACGUUGGAAAGAGCUGCCUUAAGCAUGGAUGGCAAUGGUGGUGUUUGAGUUGAAAAUCCACCAAGUUACAUACGAUGGGAUGGGGGUUAGUCUGUAGUCAUGCAUGUGUUUGUGUGUGUGUGUGUUUCCGAGUAGCCAAGGUGUGUGUGUGUUUCUGAGUAGCCAAGGUGUGUGUGUGUUUCUGAGUAGCCAAGGUUUGUGUGUGUGUGUGUGUGUGUUUCUGAGUAGCCAAGGUGUGUGUGUGUUUCUGAGUAGCCAAGGUGUGUGUGUGUUUCUGUGUAGCCAAGGUGUGUGUGUGUUUCUGAGUAGCCAAGGUGUGUGUGUGUUUCUGAGUAGCCAAGGUGUGUGUGUGUUUCUGAGUAGCCAAGGUGUGUGUGUGUUUCUGAGUAGCCAAGGUGUGUGUGUGUUUCUGAGUAGCCAAGGUGUGUGUGUGUUUCUGAGUGGCCAAGGUGUGUGUGUGUUUCUGAGUAGCCAAGGUGUGUGUGUGUUUCUGAGUAGCCAAGGUGUGUGUGUGUUUCUGAGUAGCCAAGGUGUGUGUGUGUUUCUGAGUAGCCAAGGUGUGUGUGUGUUUCUGAGUUGCCAAGGUGUGUGUGUGUUUCUGAGUAGCCAAGGUGUGUGUGUGUUUCUGAGUUGCCAAGGUGUGUGUGUGUUUCUGAGUAGCCAAGGUGUGUGUGUGUUUCUGAGUAGCCAAGGUGUGUGUGUGUUUCUGAGUAGCCAAGGUGUGUGUGUGUUUCUGAGUUGCCAAGGUGUGUGUGUGUUUCUGAGUAGCCAAGGUGUGUGUGUGUUUCUGAGUAGCCAAGGUGUGUGUGUGUUUCUGAGUAGCCAAGGUGUGUGUGUGUUUCUGAGUAGCCAAGGUGUGUGUGUGUUUCUGAGUUGCCAAGGUGUGUGUGUGUUUCUGAGUUGCCAAGGUGUGUGUGUGUUUCUGAGUAGCCAAGGUGUGUGUGUGUUUCUGAGUAGCCAAGGUGUGUGUGUGUUUCUGUGUAGCCAAGGUGUGUGUGUGUUUCUGAGUAGCCAAGGUGUGUGUGUGUUUCUGAGUAGCCAAGGUGUGUGUGUGUUUCUGAGUAGCCAAGGCGUGUGUGUGUUUCUGAGUAGCCAAGGUGUGUGUGUGUUUCUGAGUAGCCAAGGUGUGUGUGUGUUUCUGAGUAGCCAAGGUGUGUGUGUGUUUCUGAGUAGCCAAGGUGUAUGUGUGUUUCUGAGUAGCCAAGGUGUGUGUGUGUUUCUGAGUAGCCAAGGUGUAUGUGUGUUUCUGAGUAGCCAAGGUGUGUGUGUGUUUCUGAGUAGCCAAGGUGUGUCUGUGUUUCUGAGUAGCCAAGGUGUGUGUGUGUUUCUGAGUAGCCAAGGUGUGUCUGUGUUUCUGAGUAGCCAAGGUGUGUGUGUGUUUCUGAGUAGCCAAGGUGUGUGUGUGUUUCUGAGUAGCCAAGGUGUUUUCCACAUGUCAUAUACAGUGUGUUUGAGUUGUCUCCAUAUUUACGUUUAUCUACAGUAGCUUAUUAAAACCUGUGUGUAUGUGUGUGUAUAUGAUUGUGUGUAUGUGUGUGUAUAUGAUUGUGUGUGUGUGUGUGUGUGUGCAUAUGUGUUUUGUUCUGGUAUCCUCCCCAGCGUUGCCAAAUUAUCGCACUCAUCACAUUGCAUUUUGUAGUUUCUAACCAAUAACGAAUGCAAAAACAAAUAAACAAACAUCAAUUAAUAGGAGUUUUAACGCUAACUUCAAUUUUCUAUCGUUAUUUGUGUAGGUACGAGAGUUUGAGGCUUAACCCUUUCUUUGCGCGUGGGACAGAACGCGACUAUCCCCUCAGGCGCAGUCAGGUAGCCCAAUGGGGGGUCUCUUUCAACCUCUGUAUCUCAAAAACUAUUUAUCACAAUUAAAAAACAAAAACACCACUGGAAAGAGGAGGCCCAGAUCUAUAGGAGUCGGUUAUGUAUACCUCUCCUGCGAAUGUACAUGCACGUUCAGGGAGUGACGAAUGUGAACACCUACGUCAGUGCGUGCGGGAUGAUCAGCCAAAUUGAGGGAACUGCGGACAUCUUUCCUUGAGAUUCUGGCAAGGCUGUAUUGUCAACUGCAAUAUUUAGAACUAUUUGGUCAAAGAAUCAGUCAGGUGAUAGGUGAAGCUAUGCAAAAAUGCCACUAUAUUGGAAAAGAACAUCCACCAGUUACUCGUCCGUAGAUUUGUCGUGCUGGACUGAUAUGAUUUUCCACCAAAUUUAGUGAAAAACCCACUCAACUGGUAAUCCUGUGUUGUGAAAAAUAGAGUUGGAACACUCUCAUACGCGGGAGAUUUGAGUGCGGCUGGAGCUCACAGCGAGUGUUUAUCACCACCAGCAAAUACGCCUAACGCUCGCUGCGAGCGUUUAGCAAUGAAAGGGUUAAAAGUAAUAAAGACGAAGUGGUGAAUACGAUAAUCUGGCAACGCUGAUCCUGCCCCAACCUGUUACAACCGUACUACCUGCCUCCCCACAUUCACCGAUCUACAUCUGCACUCUACCUGUCAUCCCUCUGGUACAAGCUACUGCCUCGCAAGUGUAUUAAGAAAGCAAGAGUACAGCUUCUGAUAUCUGGCAAGGGCUGGAGACCUCUCGUGUUUCGUGUUUUCUUAGGAGCAGUGUUGUUGUCUGUUCAUCUCCCUUGUUCAGCCCUUUCUCUGUUUUUCUACAAUGUAUUAGGCUUGCAAGAGAGAAUGGGAGAGCAUGAAGAUAAGACAAAGAUGCUAGACUAAGUGAGUUGUCCCAUACUGGCCUACUGCUACCUCUGGAAGGUUUCAAACUGAGGAGCAAUGUAAGAAAAUAGUAACUGAACACCUGUAUUCUUGUGUGUGCGAGGGAGAAAGGGCCAGAGACAAAGACAGAGACAGUGAAAGAGAAGUAGUAGAGUAUCCAGAAGCCUGUAUGUUUGUGUAUGAGAGAGAGAGAGA
Eriocheir sinensis (Chinese mitten crab) is the source of this 5944-nucleotide messenger RNA. Its product is annotated as keratin-associated protein 10-4-like. The transcript has 11 exons. The coding region runs from base 3136 to 4518 and encodes 460 amino acids. The record is from RefSeq and is a predicted model, not a curated record. NCBI's taxonomy places the organism in Eukaryota, Metazoa, Arthropoda, Malacostraca, Decapoda, Varunidae.